This is a messenger RNA of Syngnathus typhle (broad-nosed pipefish), 465 nucleotides long. RefSeq names its product small nuclear ribonucleoprotein polypeptide G (gene snrpg). The coding region runs from base 107 to 337 and encodes 76 amino acids. The transcript is spliced from 4 exons. Gene Ontology annotation, biological process: spliceosomal snRNP assembly; mRNA splicing, via spliceosome. Gene Ontology annotation, cellular component: SMN-Sm protein complex; P granule; precatalytic spliceosome. NCBI's taxonomy places the organism in Eukaryota, Metazoa, Chordata, Actinopteri, Syngnathiformes, Syngnathidae. The record is from RefSeq and is a predicted model, not a curated record. Gene Ontology annotation, molecular function: RNA binding.
UAAGAAAUAGAUUGACUUCCGUUUGUUAAGCGCACGUUUCCUCUUGCGGCUCUGAAUCGUAAAGGCGACGAUUCUUUCUGUUUGCUGGUAAAGAAACAAAGACAAAAUGAGCAAGGCACACCCUCCCGAGUUGAAAAAGUUCAUGGACAAGAAGCUUUCGCUUAAGUUAAAUGGAGGCAGACAUGUGCAGGGCAUCCUUCGAGGGUUUGACCCGUUUAUGAACCUGGUGGUGGAUGACACUCUGGAAAUGGGACCAGGAGGACAGCAGCAAAUCAUUGGCAUGGUGGUCAUCCGAGGGAACAGCAUCAUUAUGUUGGAGGCCUUGGAGAGAGUAUGAGACUGGCUGCAAGGGGCAUGUGUGUGGAUACUUUUUUUUUUUUUACAUGGUUAAACUGAAGCAAGACAACUGUUUUUGAAUUGUAAAACGUUUCAUGGCUUUGUUGUGAAUAAAUAAUUUUCUUUGUA